AUGAUUUCCAGCGUGAAGAUGAAGACUGGAUUCAUCUUCCUCUGCUUCAUUGUUGUGUGCCAGAUCCUGCCAAAGGGCGUGGUCUCUGUGAUUGGCCCUGCCUCUAGCCCCGCCUCGGGGUCCACCAUCAGUCACAUCUGUGGAGAAAAGGAGAUCCCUCACGUGAAGAUCGGUCCGGAGGAAACCCCCAAGCUGCCGUACCUCCGCUUCGCCUCGGUCACGCUCUAUCCAAGCAACGAGGACCUGAGUCUGGCCAUCGGAUCCAUCCUGCGCUCCUUUGGUUUCCCCACAGCCAGCCUCAUAUGUGCCAAAGCAGAAUGUCUGUUGAGACUGGAGGAGCUGGUGCGCCGCUUCGUCAUCUCCAGGGAGACACUGUCUGUGAGAAUGCUGGACGACACCCUGGACCCCACCCCCUUACUGAAGGAGAUCAGAGACGAUAAAGUGGCCACCAUCAUCAUCGACGCCAACGCCUCCAUCUCCUACCACAUCCUCAGGAAGGCUAAUGAGCUGGGGAUGACGUCGGCCUUCUACAAGUAUAUCCUCACCACUAUGGAUUUCCCUCUUCUCCGCCUGGACAAUGUGGUGCACGAUCAGUCCAACAUCGUGGGCUUCUCCAUGCUGAACCGCAGCCACUCCUUCUACCUGGAGUUCAUCAGGAGCCUCAACCUAUCGUGGAGGGAAGGCUGCAGCAUCAGCCCCUACCCAGGACCCGCGCUGUCCUCAGCCCUGAUGUUUGACGCUGUUCAUGUGGUGGUGAGCGCCGUACGGGAGCUGAACCGGAGUCAGGAGAUUGGAGUGAAGCCGCUAAGUUGCAGCUCGCCGCUGAUCUGGCAGCACGGGACGAGCCUCAUGAACUAUCUACGCAUGGUGGAGUACGAUGGUCUGACAGGUCACAUCGAGUUCAACAGCAAAGGACAGAGGACCAAUUACACCCUGAAGAUCCUGGAGAAACACCCUGCAGGCCAUAAAGAGAUUGGCACUUGGUACUCUAACAACACAUUGGCCAUGAACUCCACUUCCCUAGACCUUGAUGCUUCAGAGACCCUGGUUAACAAGACGCUAAUUGUCACCACAAUACUGGAAAACCCAUAUGUGAUGCGAAGGUCCAACUACCAGGACUUCCAGGGCAACGACCAGUAUGAGGGCUUCUGUGUGGACAUGCUGCGGGAGUUGGCCGACAUCUUGAAGUUCUCCUUUAAGAUCAAGCUGGUGGAUGACGGGCUGUAUGGAGCACCAGAGCCCAACGGCAGCUGGACAGGGAUGGUGGGAGAGCUGAUCAACAGGAAAGCAGACCUGGCGGUGGCCAGCUUCACCAUCACCUCAGAGAGGGAGAAGGUGAUUGAUUUCUCCAAACCCUUCAUGAGUCUGGGGAUCAGCAUCCUGUACCGGGUUCACCUGGGACGUAAACCAGGAUAUUUCUCCUUCCUGGAUCCGUUCUCUCCGGCCGUCUGGCUCUUCAUGCUCCUGGCCUACCUGGCCGUCAGCUGCAUCCUCUUCCUCGCUGCCAGGUUGAGUCCCUAUGAGUGGUACAACCCCCACCCCUGCCUGAGGGAGCGCCGGGAUGUCCUGGAAAACCAGUACACGCUGGGGAACAGCCUGUGGUUCCCGGUGGGGGGCUUCAUGCAGCAGGGCUCAGAGAUCAUGCCCCGGGCGCUGUCCACCCGCUGUGUCAGCGGAGUCUGGUGGGCGUUCACCCUCAUCAUCAUCUCCUCCUACACGGCCAACCUUGCAGCGUUCCUCACCGUCCAGAGGAUGGAGGCGCCCAUUGAGUCUCCAGACGACCUGGCGGACCAGACCAACAUCCAGUACGGCACCAUCCAGGGGGGGUCCACCAUGACCUUCUUCAUGAACUCGAGGUACCAGACGUACCAGCGGAUGUGGAACUACAUGAACUCCAAACAGCCCAGUGUGUUCGUGAAGAGCACGGAGGAAGGAAUCGCACGAGUCCUCAACUCCAAGUACGCCUUCCUGAUGGAGAGCACCAUGAACGAGUACUACCGCAGCCUCAACUGCAACCUGACACAGAUAGGGGGGCAGCUGGACUCCAAGGGCUACGGCAUCGGCAUGCCCCUGGGUUCUCCUUUCAGAGAUGAAAUCACUCUGGGGAUUUUACAGAUGCAGGAGAGUAAUCGUCUUGAGAUCCUGAAAAGACGCUGGUGGGAGGGGGGACAGUGUCCCAAGGAGGAGGACCACCGAGCCAAAGGCCUCGGCAUGGAGAACAUCGGUGGGAUCUUCGUGGUGCUGAUCUGUGGCCUCAUCAUGGCCGUCUUCGUGGCCAUCAUGGAGUUCGUCUGGUCGACGCGUCGCACUGCAGAGACGGACGAGGUGUCCGUUUGUCAGGAGAUGCUGACUGAGUUCAGGAACGCCGUCUCAUGUAAGAAGAGUUCCCGUUCUCGCCGCCGUCGCCCCCUGAGCAGCGCUGGGGGAGGAGUCCUGCGUCACCCGCCCCGCCUGGCGCUGGCCGGGCCCCGCCCAAUACGCCUGGUCCGAGAGAUGCGCCUCAGCAACGGCAAACUCGGGCCGAUGGUGGGGGGGCUGGCAGGGCUAGGAGGAGGCCCUGAUCUGGGCCCAGGGCCACAAAGACUCCUGGAGGACCAGCUAGGCGCCGCCGCCGCUGCAGCCGCCGCUGCAGCCGCCGCUGCCGCCACCGGCCCUCCUCCCCCCCCGGUCCUUGUGGCCCCGCCCCCCCCGCCGCGCAGCUUCCUGCAGAGCUGCAGCCACGUUCGGAUCUGCCAGGAGUGUCGGCGGAUCCAGGGCCUUCGGCCGGCCACGCUCACGCCCCCCCCACCGCCUCCCCCUUCCUCGUCCUCCUCUGCCUCCCCCUGCUCCCGGGUGCCACCCUCAGGGGUGGCACCAGGCCACCACACCCACCACCGCCACCAUCACCAUCCCCCCCUCCACUACCACCAUGGCUCCAUGUCACUGCCCCGCCUCCCACCCCCACCUCCCCCAAUCCCCACAGACAGAGCCGACAGCGAUGGGGGGGCCCCGAGUCCCCGGAGGGCCACUAACAAACAGGGACCUCCGCCGAGGCCACUGCCCCCCACCAAGACCCCCACUCACCCACCCACAGACCUACUCGGGGGGCACAACUGAGCAGAAGCAAGUCAGAGGGGUUAAAGGUCAUGGACACAAAGGAACCCUAACCCCGCUACCAGGACCGGUCCAAACUGGUCACUGGGGGUGGAUGGGAGAAACCAUUUUCACACAGUAUGUAUGCCACUCUGCCUCCGUGGAUCAUACCAAUAACCUUUGCACAGGGGGGUACAGAUUAGACCACUCUGAAGGACAGAUGACAGCUGCUGAGGUGGUCAAAGGGGGCAGACGCCAUCUUGUUUGGGGUGUGGCUACAGAUCCGUGAUUGGUGGAGGACGUAGAUCUGACGCUGUGCUGGGGUAGUUCAUCCAGAAAAGGAAAAUGCACGAGUAGAGAUCUCAGAGAUCUGAACUAAAGGAACACGUCGCACUGUGAAUAAACUUUAAAACCUUUUUUCUUUUUUAUAAGCAGAUUUUAUGUGGUUCCUAAAAUCAGUGAAUCUGGAAACGUGCUACCAAAGUGACUGUGAUCGUUGAGCAGAUUCAUUCUCAGAAAACCCAAAGACAACAGACAGAGAGUCAGGCUAACUGCUAAGCUAUGCUAACAGAAACUAAGACUCUCAACUCACCUCAACUUUCCUCUGUCAUAGAAGAGUCCAUGAGCUCAGUCAAUCAAAGCUCAAAUCCAGUUCCUUGAAGCAGACUGGGUCUGGACUAGUGGAGCAGAACAGAAUCUAAAACUGACCACUUUUAAAUUUAAAACGAUAAAUAUGAGACGCUUUUCCACCAGCAGCUCCAGGAACUACAGGAAGACCUUUGGCCAAAGUGAUUGAAUUAAAUGUUUCUGUGGCUUCAUCCUGAUUUUAUUAAAAAAAAUAAUAAUAAAUGGUUCUGGUUUAAAAAUGCUUUAAAAAUACUCAGACCUUCAGGAAGUUCAGCUUUGAACUGGUUCCUGAAGUUCCUGGUCUCCUGUCCUAUCAAAUAAUCUCCAUGCAGUUCCUAUAAGGCCAAGAACUACCUCAGUACAGUUCUGUUUGUGUAGCUGAGUUUGGUGAAAGACUUUCACCUGUAAACGUGAAAGAAAUCAUUUGUGAUUGUAGUUUCUGUCCAGUUUUUCUUUUCUGUUCUUUCUUCUUCUUUUUUCGUGUCUUUUUGCUGAGAAUCUUAAUUUGUGGCCGUCCACUCACUGACCAAUCACAUCCAACGUUUGGUUUUCAGGUUCUCUGACGAUUCUUCUUCAGAGAAAAGGGUCCAGGUUUGGUUCUGGCUUUAUUUUCCUCCUCCUCCUCCUCUUUGGGAUUUCUACCAGCAGAGACCACGUUAGUCCUGCUCCCAUCAGUCCUGGUCCUGGUAGAGACUACAGACGAUGUCCUUGUUCUCAUCAUUCUUAUUAUUCUUGAUAUUGAUGGUGGGCGUCGCCCUCUGAUGUUCAGUAUAUCGACACGUUUGAAAUAAAAAACUAAAAACUACAGUCAGUGAA
Molecule: messenger RNA, 4515 nt
Organism: Mugil cephalus (flathead mullet)
Lineage: Eukaryota; Metazoa; Chordata; Actinopteri; Mugiliformes; Mugilidae
Product: glutamate receptor ionotropic, kainate 5-like
Exons: 18
Coding region: 1-3096 (1031 amino acids)
Biological process (GO): synaptic transmission, glutamatergic; modulation of chemical synaptic transmission; monoatomic ion transport
Cellular component (GO): kainate selective glutamate receptor complex; plasma membrane; presynaptic membrane
Molecular function (GO): kainate selective glutamate receptor activity; transmitter-gated monoatomic ion channel activity involved in regulation of postsynaptic membrane potential
Source: RefSeq, a predicted model, not a curated record